Molecule: messenger RNA, 1221 nt
Organism: Penicillium psychrosexuale
Lineage: Eukaryota; Fungi; Ascomycota; Eurotiomycetes; Eurotiales; Aspergillaceae
Product: cytochrome P450
Exons: 7
Coding region: 1-1221 (406 amino acids)
Molecular function (GO): monooxygenase activity; iron ion binding; oxidoreductase activity, acting on paired donors, with incorporation or reduction of molecular oxygen
Source: RefSeq, a predicted model, not a curated record
AUGGCGAGCGACAUAGUCCGCGUCUCACCGAACGAACUCUCCUUCGCCUCAGCCGAAUCCUGGAAAUCCAUCUACGGACACCCGGUCGGGGGAACAACCACAAUGGUGAAAAGCGAGUUCUACGAGAUGUUCGGAUCAGGCUUCGACUCGCUGUGUAUUGCCUCGGAACGGAAUCCGCACGUUCAUUCCCGUAUGCGGAAAUCUCUGACGCCGGCUUUCUCGACGAAGGCUCUUGUGGAGCAGGAGUCUAUUGUGCAGAGUUGUAUAGAUGAGUUUAUUGAGAAGGUAGGGGAACGGGGGACGCGGGAGGAGGGGCUGAAUUUGAGCAAGUGGUUUGAGAUGUUGGCUUUUGAUAUCGUGGGUGAGAUGGCUUUCGGGGAGACUUUCCAUUGCAUUGAGAACGGCAAACCUCAUCAUUGGAGUGAGAUGGUGACAUCUCAUGUCUUUAUCGUCACCCUGGUCGAUAAUCUCCGCCGUUAUCCGCUCUUUUACUAUAUCGGGGUUUUCAUUCUCCCUAAACUGACGUUCUCGGUACGGAAUCGGCAUUCGCAGUUCAGUCGUGACAAAGUCGCGCGGAGACUUGAGAGUCAGUCGUCUCGAAAAGACCUCCUCACCAAUCUCGUCGAGAAGGUGGAGAACGGCGAGGUUGGGAAGGAAGAAAUGACUGCACAUGCCUCUACUCUAAUGUCAGCAGAGUUCUUUCCCUUACUUACCUACAUCCUUAAAAAUCCCUCCGUCCAUGCGGAGCUGUGCAAGGAAAUCCGCGCCUGCUUCAACAAUAUAUCGGAUAUCAACGCCACGGCUGCGCAGCAGCUACCUUACCUCCAGGCUGUCAUCUCAGAAAGUCUACGCAUCUACCCGCCUGCAUCCCAGGGCUUCUUGACGGAAGUUUACACGAGCGCUUGGACAGUCACCCACGAUCCACGAUACUUCCACGACCCUUACGUUUUCAAACCCUCUCGCUGGCUCGAUCCCGCUAACACUGAUCUUAAAGAAGCUAGUCAGCCGUUUUCCCUUGGUCCGCGUGGUUGUCUGGGCCGGAAUUUCGCAUACGUGGAAAUGUGUAGUAUUCUUGCUAAAUUGUUCUAUGCCUUUGAUCUGGAAUUGCUGGACUCGGCGCUGGAUUGGGAAAAGGAGAGUAGGAUGCAUGUUAUGUGGUGGAAGCCAUCGCUUCCUGUGAGGUUCAGAGCUAGGGAAAAGGUUCCAACUAGGGAAAUGUGA